AUGCGGCGAGGAAUCUGGGACUUUUGGGCAACUACAGUCGCACAAAACGAAAACACCAAAAUGAACCUGAUCGAUGCAAACAGUGUAAAACUCUUGGAAGGUCUCGCUCCGGGCAUAAGCGAGGCAGACAGAACAACAGUUACUGGCCUUGUGUUGAGCGGGAAAGCUUUGGAAGAUUUCUCUCCAGACGAACGCAAGGCGAUCUGCGAACGCAUGCGAAGCUACAAGGGACGCAUUCCAUCAUUGAGCCUCUUCUUCCAGGAUGUGCUGAUUCUUGAACUCGGUGCCGCACGAGUCAAAAGGUUAGUCGACAGAUCUAAACGGUGGGGCCCGCGUGACAUCGAGAUGGGUGACUACCAAGAGCGGAAGCAAACGCUUCGAGAAAGGAUGGAGCAUAUGUUUCGGUGCCGUGACACAGACAGCAUCAUGGUCCAAACAUCAGACGGAGAAGAACGCGAGGUCACUGGAGAUGGAGAAUUCCAGUUUGACCUGGCGUAUCGACAGUUGUGGCUGUGCGCUUUGCGAAGCUGCAGCGGCAGCCCAGGAGAGGGCCACAGGCCUGCAACUGUCUGCCGCUCGUGGACUCAUCCUCACGAGCAAUACAAGCUAGCUCAGCUUGCCAGGGCCCUGGGCUUUAGGUCAAACAGUAUAAGUCGACUCGCGAGCCGUCCCUUUGAGCCGGAAUACCCCCCUUGGUACGAAUUUGACGAUAGGGGUAGAAACCCUGCGCUCAAGCGUUGCGGCAUUCCCUACACUAUCACCUUUCGAGAGGAUAGGGAAACGCUCUUCCUGGACCGGAUUCAUCAGGAAGCAUCGGAAUAUGAGGAGCUGGACUCGGCCUUCGUUCUCCGCGACAUAUACCUUUCAUUUUUCGGCGACCUGCCAUCGUCGGUGUUGGAAGGUCCUCAAAGACCUAGAAGGCCUCGUGAUGGUCAAUCCCCUGAAGUUGGGCCAUUGCCCACAUUAGGAGCGGAGAACCGACCUUCAUCUGGAGCGGCUCCAUCAUCUACGACAAUGCCUUCAUCCACCACGACGCGUAGGCCGACGUCCCAGCGAGAGACUGGACACCCAGCGACACCAGCGACACCAGCAACGCCAGCCGCCGACAUGAAUCCGCAGGUUAAUUCAGAAAGAGAGCAGAGUGCACCCAGCCCAUUGAUGCAUAGUGAGGACAUCGAAGAGCUCAGUACCCGUCCAACAAUACCGUCGGAGACUACGGGAGCAACAACCAUGCCACCAACCGAGCCUCCUGUGGCGCCCGGAGAAACUCGGGAUUGGAGCCCCGAGUUAAUGGCCUUGAUGAACGACUUACGCAAACUGCGAGAUGAUAUUGAUAACCUCAGUACUCGGCUUGACAAUCCAAAAUUCACCGAUCAACAAAGCGCUAUCAUUGAGUUGCGUAAGCUGGAUACUGCUACUGUUGAAUCUACGGACGAAGAGACGCGUCAGAAGUUGGGAACAAUCUACGCCGAAGUCAACAAACGAUGCAUGGAUAUACAAAGCGCAAGAUCACACAUCCAUGUAGCUAAAGUCGAGGUGGGAAGCGAAAUAAGUAAACUGACAGCAUUCAAACAGAAUGGGGAAGAGAAAUCCCAGGAAACAACGCAAGUUGCCCAGGCACUCCGGAGUGCUCAAGCUGUCUUCGAUUCUUCGCAGGGGAAAUAUGAGGAGCUGGAUAGGUUUCUGAGAGAUGUCACGCCCCGGAUACGACCCCUGCAGCAGCAGAUUGCGGGUAUCAAAGUCUACUUGUUGGGGAAGUGUCUGAUUGACUUGCAUCAUCAGUACGAAAAUUGCUCCUCGGAUAUCGAUACUAUCAGACAAUCAGUGGCGGAUCUAAACACAAAACUCCACCCUCAAAGGCCAGCCUCACAUGAAACAGAUGUCACAAUAUUGAAUGACAUUAAAGAUAAUGCAAUCACCAAGGUCAAUGUGAUAUGGCGAGAACUAGACGCUGUACGUGGAGCGUUCCAAGAGGCUGGGGAAAAGCCUCGCUCACUUAAUCCACUAGAGUGCGAAAGUCUGCAACAGAAUUCAGCAACAAAACUCGAGACUCUCAAAGCGGAAACGGAAAAAGCACUUACGAUAUCAAAAAAGCAGAUCCAAGAUGUUAAACAAAGGCUACAGACGGGGUACGCGAGAAUCGUUCUGCUCGCAAAGGAGGCAGUCAAAUCUGAGCUGGACUCGGAGAGAACUACGCUCAAAAAUAUGAAAUCAGACUACGAAGGCGUUCACAGUUCUAUUGAGAGGAUUCGCAGCUCCCUUGAGAACAACCAAGACAGCCUCAAACAGAACAUUGAACACAGUAUGCUGCAGGGAUUGAGUGAUCUUAUAGACAACGGUACUCUAGACGGUAUCUCCCGAUCACUACAAACCAUGCAGAAAACACAUGACAUCAACGUGGGUCAACUAGAUAACAGCGCCAUAUCCUUGGAAGUACCCCUUGACACGCAGGCAAAGAUCUGCGACAAAUACGUGGGUAUCCGCACAGAAAUCACCAACAGGAAGAAGGAACGGGAUAUUCUUCGUGAAAGUGCGCAGGAGUACUGCGUGCAAAUGGCCAAGACCCUGCAAUUAGCAGUUUCCUCCCAGUUGGAAAAAGUCCAGUUGAAGGCUUCCGAAACCACAACACAACUACGAGUGAUGAGGGACGCUGAGAGCUUGGCCGCAGCCAAGCAAGCUUUGGAAUCAGCGAAGCAGGCGGCAGAUGAAUCUACACGUCUGGCUAAACAAGUGGAGGCUCUCGCUGGGCUAUCAAAUGAAGACGGGCCACCUGAUCUCCGUAAUCACUGUGAAAAAGGAGCAAGCGACGCAACAACCUCAGCAAAAGAAGCACAAUCUGCAGCUAAGACCGGGCAGCUAUUCGUGAAUGCUUGGGGGGAGGCCAACCAGAAGAUGGACAAUUUCCUACAGAGCGCCAACAAGUGGAAAGACCUAUCAGCCACGCACAGUGAGCCAGUUAUGUCCCAGUGGAUGCCUACCCAACGUCACGGUGCUGUAAAAGAAGCUCUUAAUCGAGUGUCAAAUCUGGCACUCAAAACAUGUAGUCUUCGCAAACAAAUGAGAAGUGAGGUCCUUUCCAUACCCAACAGUCUCUGUGACAGUGAUCAGCCACGGUUAGCGGAGCUGGUGAAUCUUCGUGUUCCUGAAUUUGAAAAGGCAACGCUAGAGACACUGACUACUGCGUUUGGUCUUUUCUACUGUGUAACCCAAAGGACAGGUGAUUACACGAAAUCAAAAAUGACGGAAAUCGAGAAUUUUUCAACCUCGGCCACUGAAGCAAUCGAAAAAGCUGACAGAAAUAAAUGGUUGAUCGUCGACCGUGAUGCUCGGAAAGCAAAGGAAUACUUAGACAAAGCUGUCGAAUUGGCGGAAAGGGGAAUGAAUGAAGCUGAUCGUUUGAAGAAAGCCACGGUCGAUCAGGAAGGUUCCAAAGGGGCAAUACCUGAACUGGCUCUUCAGCACGUUACGCAAACGAGGGAAUGCCUGAAAUUUGGGAAAGACAACCAAGCUGAAGCGCGUCAGAUGCUCCAGGACAUUCAAAUCAGUUGGUCGAGAGCUUUGGCUUCUAAGAAAAAGGAAACAGCACAAGCUGAGUAUGAUCGCGCUCGGAAAACUGUCGACAGUAUUCAACCGAAUCGUUCACCCAGAGAUGCUGAAAUAAUCCGGAAUGCUUUCAAGACCAUGGAAGACCUCUUCAAAGGCACUCAGCAGGAUUUUGAGAAAUGUUGUGGGCCUAACGAUAGGUUCGAAGAGAUUGCUGAUCAGUUUGCGAGCGUGACAAAUAGAGCGAAGUCAGUCAUCAAGGGUGCGGAAGCAGUGCUCAGAAAGCGAACUCUUACCUCUGAACAGCACCCAGCGGGUGACCCAUCUACGUUACGAGACAAAUCGGGGGGGAAACGGAGCCGAGUUGGGGAACCCCCUCGACGCAUGACCCGCACCCAACGGAAGCACCAAUACGUGUUCAUUAUCAAGACUAUUGGUGGAAAACCCACCGCAAAGUGGGAGAGAGAACUUCAUUCUACUGAGGCAGGGAGAGUACUCCAAAAGGGUCGGGAACUCUGCGCGCGUGGCACACUCUGCGCACUAAAUGGAGACUUAACGAAGCUUGGCUCCCUGAACCCUUCAGGGUUCGAGACCAAUAUUGUCGACGGCGGAAAAGUCUUUUUCCUUGGAACAGAGGUCGAACUUGAGGGAGUCGACUUUGACUUACUGCUCAAAAAGGCCCAAGAGUGCUAUGAAAGCUGCCCCUAG
This is a messenger RNA of Aspergillus fumigatus Af293, 4251 nucleotides long. RefSeq lists its product as uncharacterized. The transcript has a single exon. NCBI's taxonomy places the organism in Eukaryota, Fungi, Ascomycota, Eurotiomycetes, Eurotiales, Aspergillaceae. The record is from RefSeq and is a predicted model, not a curated record. Bases 1 to 4251 code for a protein of 1416 amino acids.